AUGUGGGCCGCGACCCCUGGCGAGACGCACUCACCGCCACCCUCCGGCUUGGUGAUACCGAUUGUGAUUUGGGGAAAGACGCCGCCAAAACACAAAAUAACGACAGUACGUCUGCUCUCCGAUAGAGCAACGGUCGUGACAGGAGGAGAAAAUGGACACGUUAUUGUCUGGAAACUCCAAGUCGAUGCGUUAUGUCCUCACCUUCUUCUUGUCGGCCAUGGUUCCGCUAUCACCGCUUUGUCUUCAGCCAGCUUAUCUUCGAAUUCAGCGAGAUUCAUUUCGGCGAGUGAAGAUGGGCAACUAUGUCUGUGGGAUUGGCUAGAUGGGCGAUGCAUUGACAAUGUCGUGGGCUCUCAUGUUCACCGACAGAUGCAGCCAUUGUCCUUUAAAUCGUCAUCUCGUGCACAAAUGACAAGGCUAGUUUGCUCGGGAGACUAUAAUGAUUUUCUCGUUCUUGAUCCACAGGAUUUGACGCCAGUAUUUUCGAUUAGCUCUCGUGUCGAUGCAGAUAAAAUCAUGGCCUUUUCGUUAAUGAAGCGAUCAAAUCGAGCUGAGCAGCUGUUGGGAGUAUCAGCAAAUGGAAUCUUAAAAGUAUGGUCUUUAAUGGAACUUGACAAAAAGGAUGCGACAAAUCCUCUUUUUGAUGAUGAACUUCGAAGAUUGGACUUAAGUGCGGUCAAUACAAUUUCCUUUUCACAAGUGAACGAGAAAAUCGCAUUGAUUGUUUCUAUGGAUUCGUGGAGAAUAAUUGAUCUCGAUGAUUUUUCGGUCCUCGGCUGCUAUAAGACCACUUCACCCGCAACUUGGGGUCAAGUGAUGGAAGUUGACAAGAUUGCAAUUGCUUAUUUGGAUGGUAGCGUUCGAAUUUUCCAAAUGCCCCUAAAAUCUCUAAAUGGCGCCCAAAUAAUUUCGCAAUUUGGUCCGAAUCGACAAAACUAUUUCAAUAUGGAUCAACCAUUCGAGAUUGCGAUACUUGAAGGCAAAAAAGCAUCCGUCAAUGCAACAAAGUUGGCCGAUCCGUUUGUCUUCAGUUUUUCUCUGCAAAAAGAUGAUAUAACAGCAUGGCAGGUUAUUCGUGCAUCAUUUGAUGGUGAUUUGUUAUCUUGGUUAGUGCCGCGUUAUGGUUCGACGUUCAUUGAAAGAGUUUCGAGUUUGGAUCAGUUGCCAUUAAAGUAUAAAGGAACGUUUUGCGAAAGUUUGGAUGCAAUUUGGCAAGCUUUGAAUGAAACACCAAACUCACCCCUUUCUGAGCUGGAUCAAUUUGAAGUUACAACUUCGCUUUAUGUUGCAAGUCAAGGAAAAUUAUUACUUGGGCGAACUAAUGGUGAUAUUGUGAUGACAUAUGCGUGUGAUACUUUAUCUCGUCAAUUACUGGACAUAAACCAAGAACGACAAAAUCCUCGAAUAUUGCAUGGGCAUGCCGGCGCAGUGAGGGCGUUGAUAUAUCCAUUUGAACAUAGCUCUCGCUUUGAUGUACAAGUAUUGUUAUCUGGAGGUGACGAUUUUUCUGUGAUUGUUUGGAAUAUCAAUACGGCGGUUCGAUUAUACAAGUUCUCCGUGCAUGGAGGCCCGGUGAUGCGCUUUGUGGUUCCACCGGCAAAUUGUUCUAAACAAACCUUAAAAUGUAUUGGUGCCAUAUCGAGCGACAACGCGGUGGCUUUAUUGAACAUUCGCGAUAUGAAGUGCACACUCCUCGCCAGUCGACAUCCUUGCAAAGUCAUUGAUGUAAAGUGGCGUCCUUUGGAUGACUAUAUGCUGAUUCGACUUGAAAAUGGACAUAUUUACAUUUGGCAAAUUGAAACAGCAAGCAUUGAGCGAAUUGUUUCCGGGCCACAGGGUGACGAUAUUUUUAUGGCAUGUGAUGAACAAAUCGGUGUGGCUGAGGGAUCCGAUGAAGCGGGAGCUACUCAAGCCGUGCAAUUGAUACGAGCACUGAAACAUCGGAAUAUCGACGCGGCUAAGCGUGUUGGAGCUGGAUCUGGUCCUGGAUCUUCCGGACUUAUGUCCUCAAAUCGUGGCGGGAAUGCGAUAUUUGCACCAAUGUCUGUUCAGACGCUACCAAAAUCGGAUUCUGGUGCUCACAUUAUUCUUUUCGAGGUUGCUUCAUUAAUUUAUGGUUUAACAUCGAUUGAUGCUGUUGAGGACACGACAUCUGAUCCAAAGUCUAUAUCACAAUUGAUGAGUAAAUCGGAAAGUCAAGAUACGGCAGUAGCUGGGCUUUCUCGUCGACUGACUUGGCAAUUUGAGAGCAAUUUGUAUUUGGAUAUUGCAAGGCUUCUGUUAUCUUGCCUUCAUGCCUGGGAACUCGACGCCGAUCUUGAUGCAGUUUGUCUAAAGAAACUUGGUCUUCACAAGCCAAAACAUCAAUUGUUCUAUGGAAAUCUCUCUCGACAAGGAUACAUGGCUGUCGUUAUCCCGGCAAGAACUCGAUCGUCAUUUUCAACUUUCGCAACGGAUAUUCGCUGGCAAGCGAGCCAUUCUUUAACAACGAUACAUUUGCUUUCUGUUAUCUCAACUGCAAAUACUCUGAUGUCGAUGCGAAAUUCAUCGCUUCAGCUCAAUAGACGCAAAAGCAAUGUGCAUCCAUUAAAGCGAACCCCAAGCAAAGAUAGCAUGAGCGGAGAGCGCCAGCAAAUGAAGCAAGGAUGGUCGUUGCUUGCUGCGAUGCAUUGCGUUAUGUUGCCUGACAAUGUUCGACCAAAGUCUUCAUAUGCAGCCCCUCGUAUAGAACUAUUAGCAAGAAGGUGGCAGGAUGGCUGUCUCGAAAUUCGAGAAGCUGCGCAAGCUCUUUUGAUUCGUGAACUGAACCGGCUUGGAGUUAGUGGGCGAAAAAGAUUAAUCGAGAGCUGGGCUCCAUUUUUGCCAACUUUGCUUGAUCCUUCUUUGUCAAUAUUUGGAACUCGUCAAUCGAUUAAUCCAAUGGCGCCUUCGACACCAAUGCUUAUUGCCACGACCCAAGCGGCUCCACCGCCAAUUCCUCCACGAUCCAACAGGCAGCCACUACCGCAAGUGCCUAUACCAGAGCCAUCACAUGUUGAGGAGAGCGACAAUGGGGUUCAGCAGGUACGACGAAAUCAAGCGACAUCUAUUAUUUUACUGGGUGUUGUCGGCUCCGAGUUUGGCGAAGAAUUAAACAAAGCCGAAUUGACGCGAGCAACCGCUAUUUCACUACUCGAGCUACUUGUUUCUCCACCAUCGACGUUGCUUCCUGUACAUUCACCUUUAAGACGUGCUGCGAUUGAUUUGCUCGGACGAGGCUUUGUUCAAUGGGAACCUCAUCUUGAAAUUAGCAAAGUACUACUUGGACUUCUGGAUCUUGCUGCCAAUGCGGAAAAGCAUAGCACGUUUAGCAACUCUGGCCAACUGUCACCACUUGCGGAUGCUUGCCGAACUGCCCGACAUGCCUUAUCGUUGAUUGCCAAUGCUCGACCACCAGCCAUGCUUACUGCGCUUUCAAUGGAGGUUGCACGUUAUAACGCCGCGGCGCAACAUCAAACAAUUCAACACACCGUUGUAUCACCUCUUCUAAAGUCAAGAACAGAGGUUCUCCGAAUUAUCGAGGAGCUAUCCGAUAAACAGUACGUAUCGAUGGUCGAAAUGAUGUUGCCGGUUGGCGACGUUUUGGUGCACUGCUUGGAUACAUCAUUGCUUAAGCACAAAACAUUGGCUGAAGUAUUUCCACCAAUUACUAGAUUUUAUAUGAUUGGCUACUGUGCGACUACUCGAAGAAUUGCAUUUGGUGGACGAAAUGGUAUUUGUAUUGUUCAUGAGUUGCGAUCCGCCAAGGCACAGAGUUUACAAGCUCAUCAGGGCCCGGUGGCUGCUGUUGCCUUCUCUGAAGACGGAAAGUAUCUUGCCACUUAUGGAUCACAAGACGGAAAAAUCAACUUUUGGCAGACGUCUCAAAGCUUUCUCGGAAUGGGCCAAUCUCAAAUGCGGUGCACAAAAACUUUGGCAGCACCCGCUUUGCCGAGUGUUUUGUCACCAGGAGGUCAAUCCUUCCGUUCACGACUGGUUUGGAUUAAUACAAAAGCGCUGACGUUAAUGUUACCGGAAGGGCGAGAACAAAGGUUUACCGUU
Molecule: messenger RNA, 4080 nt
Organism: Mesorhabditis belari
Lineage: Eukaryota; Metazoa; Nematoda; Chromadorea; Rhabditida; Rhabditidae
Source: the annotation of a GenBank genome assembly